UUUUAUUGCGUGGGAUUUCAUAGGCUUCGUUGCGCUUAUCAUGCGCCAGCGUUAUGUGAGUAUAUGUGCAAUGGACAUAGAUUAGUAGGUUUUUGUUUUUAUCAAUAACAAACAGAAAUUUAGUUGGCCAUCCGUUUUUUCGUCAACGAUUAUUGGUUGGGUCUCUCGCCAUGCGACACCAGCAGUAUCCCGGCAAUCGCCAUGGCCAGCGAACCACUCACGCUGUUGGACCUCGACACCACACAACCGCGUUAUUACGAUAAGCGUGUGCUGGAAUCAAUCGAUCGGGGCUUCACGUCACUGCUGGUCAUAUUGACCACAUUUGCAGGCAUUGUAAUCGCACGCGUUGCCACUCAUCGCCUCUGCACACGGUACAGUCCAACCAUAUGUUACCUGGUCGAGUUCCCGCUGAUCGUCCUGCCCGGGAUUCUUUUCGUGACAGUGGCCAGCGGAUAUAGUGCAGUCUUUGUGGGCAUUGUGACUGUGGCUUUCCUCGGACUCAUUGUGGUAACCGGUUCACUAUCUCGGGCACGAUGUCGAGCCCACUUCGAUCUGGGCAAACGGCCCAUGGUACUAACCAUUGUGCGGGCAUUGACCCAACUGAUUACGGCGAUCUGCAUACUGGCCAUCGACUUUGAGAGCUUCCAUCGUCCGUAUCGCAAGAGUCGACUGUUUGGCGCUCAGCUCAUGGAUACGGGCAUUGGUUUGUUUGUGGUCACCAUGGGAUUGGUGUCGCGACGUCCCCGCAAUUGCGCCGAUCUCAAGCGUAGCCUGCUGCACUCGGCACUACCUUUGAUACUGCUGGGAUUUGCUCGCACGUUGGCACUGGAGCUGAUUGGCUAUGGCCAGGAUGAGCGCGAGUAUGGCAAGCAUUUGAAUGCCUUCUUUACGCUUGGCUUUACCAAGUUCCUGGGCAGUCUGCUGUGCUUUGUGCCUCGAAAUGAUUUUCAGCUGCUGCCGCUGGCAUCGGCUUUGCUUGUGACCCAUCAACUGGGUUUGUCCUUUGGCGGCAUCAUGGACUAUGUGAUCGAUGAUGAUCUGGAGCGCAAUAGUUUUCUGAGCGCCAAUCGCGAAGGAUUGCUCUCACUGCCCGGCUUCGUGUGCAUCUACAUGUUGUCCAUCUAUCUCAGUCGAUGGCUUGUGGCAAAGACGCUGCUCAGCUAUGCGGAAAUGGUGCGCAAGCUGCGCUACUUUGGCGCCUUUGCGCUGUUCUGCUGGCUGCUCAUGGUUCUGGGCGCCAAUGCUGUGGGCAUCUCACGUGUCACCUGCAACAUGGGCUACGUCUUCUGGAUGAUUGCCAUCACGAGCACGAUGGUCUGGCUAACGAUGUUCAUCUUUGAUUUCAUCAUUAGCACCGUAAUGCCGUUGGACACAUCUGUUGCAUUGGUGGAGAGCGUAGAGAAGGGUUCAUCCAAUGUCAGAACAGCAUCACCCGAUAAAGGUAGCGGAGUUUUUCUCAUCUGUGAGUCACUCAACAUGAAUGGACUCACUUUUUUUCUGCUGGCUAAUGUGCUGACUGGCGGUGUGAAUAUAUUUCUGUCACCGGAAGAUCGAUCGGACUUUACCUCCAUCAUUAUUUUAUUGCUCUAUAUGCUAUUGGCCACGUUUGUUGUCUUCCAGCUGUACAUGCGGCGUAUACGUAUUGCCUAGAAAUGUUGUUUAUUUACUUAUGCUGUGAUAACGCCGUGGAUGACUGUUACCCAAAAACAAAAUGGGGACACAUUGAGGUGGUUGUGAUACCCUGCCAAAGGGUAUUAUUAUUUUGUACCGAUGUUCAAUAUUUUGAUUAAGAAAAACUAUGUCAAUAUAUUAAGUUUGUCUGUUAAUUUCUAUUUAAUCUCGUCACUAAAUUAAAAAGAGUUAUCAUGA
Messenger RNA from Drosophila nasuta, 1869 nucleotides. It is a transcript of the gene PIG-Wb, whose product is annotated as Phosphatidylinositol glycan anchor biosynthesis class W b. The transcript is spliced from 2 exons. Gene Ontology annotation, molecular function: glucosaminyl-phosphatidylinositol O-acyltransferase activity. Gene Ontology annotation, biological process: protein localization to plasma membrane; GPI anchor biosynthetic process. The record is from RefSeq and is a predicted model, not a curated record. Gene Ontology annotation, cellular component: endoplasmic reticulum; membrane. Lineage: Eukaryota; Metazoa; Arthropoda; Insecta; Diptera; Drosophilidae. Bases 202 to 1650 code for a protein of 482 amino acids.